Lycium ferocissimum is the source of this 1596-nucleotide messenger RNA. RefSeq lists its product as uncharacterized. NCBI's taxonomy places the organism in Eukaryota, Viridiplantae, Streptophyta, Magnoliopsida, Solanales, Solanaceae. Gene Ontology annotation, molecular function: zinc ion binding; nucleic acid binding. Bases 1 to 1596 code for a protein of 531 amino acids. The record is from RefSeq and is a predicted model, not a curated record. The transcript has 6 exons.
AUGGGAGUUCGUGUGUACAUUGAGCUUACGAGAGAAAACAGAGUUUUUGGGAUGUAUCCAAUGUGCGUUAGUAUUCAUGAUAUUGAUAUUGAGUAUGAUGCAACCGGUAAUCGUAUUAUUAUAGAUGAUGUGCUGCAACUUGGAUAUAGCAAGAAUCAGGAUGGUAUGGAUGUUUGUGGUUCUACAGGAAAGGCUGUUGUUUUGUUUGAGAAUGAUAACAAUUUGCUAUACUCUGGACAAGGUGUAUUCACAAAGACAAGCAACAAGUUGGUUUAUUGGAGAAGCGGUUGUCAAGGCAAAAUAACUAACCAUAAAAGGAAGGUCACCCCUGGGGAUAUAAUACACGAUGUCAAAAAUGAAUUCAGAGUAGAUGUUUCUUAUAUGAUGGCAUGGAGAGCUAGAGAGAAGGCUAUAAAAGAUUUGAGAGGUGAUCCAGCUGAUUCAUACAAGAAGUUGCCGGCAUAUAUAUACAUCCUUGAUAAAACGUAUCCUAGAUCGCUUGUUAAAAUGCAUAAAUCACCAGGAAAUGAGUUUAUGUAUUUGUUUGUAUCACUCAAAGCAUUCAUAAAGGGAUUCGAGUGUUGUAGACCAAUAGUUGUAGUGGAUGGUGCACACCUUAAAUCAACGUAUAAUGGUACAUUUGUGUUGGCAAGUACUUUGGAUGGAGCAGGUAAUAUCUUACCACUAGCGUAUGGUGUGAUAGAUUCUGAGAAUAAUAAGUCCUGGACGUGGUUCUUUGAACUAUUCAAGAAAGCUUAUGGUGUUAGGCAAAAUAUGUGUGUCGUGUCCGACAGACAUGAAAGCGCAUACACCCAUGAUGAGUUCGAUAAAUUGAUAGAGAAGAUUGGGAAUGUUGAUAUUCGGGUAAAACGAUACCUAGAAGAUGCUGAAAGGGAUAAAUGGUCUAGGUUUUAUUCACCUGUUAAUAGAGGAUGGACAAUGACUUCGAAUAUACCCGAAUGUAUUAAUGGAAAACUGGUUACUAUAAGAGAAUUACAUAUUUUUGAUUUCCUUGAAGAAGUGAGGAAGAUGUUUGGUAGAUGGAAUUGCACAAAUAGAAAAGAUGGUACCUACACAUUCACAACACUGAUGAGGCGAUAUCAAGAGAUGUUGUCGAUCAACGAGUACAAUUCAAUACGAAUGAGGGUUGAAGCGUCAACUGAAUAUGUUUACACAGUGAAUGAUGGACCGAGGCGUUUCAUAAUCGAUUUGAAGAAGAAAACUUGCAGCUGUAGGAUGUUCCAACUGGACGAGAUACCGUGUUCUCAUGCAUGGGCAGUAUUGAAAAAUAAAAAUUUGACUGCUAAUGCAUAUUGUUCAGAAGUAUUCAAGCCAGAAACAGUUGUGAACACAUAUGAUGUGCCGGUUGAUCCUCUUCCCGAUGAGACCGAGUGGAAUGUUCCUAAAUGCAUAUCAGAUGAAGUUGUUAUGCCACCGAUCUAUAAGAGACCCCCUGGGAGGCCAAAAAAGAAGAGGGAUAAGCCAUUACAGGAGUUGAUUAUUGGUAAACCCAGGAAUGCUUGCGGUAAAUGUGGACGUCUUGGUCAUAACAGCCGUUCGUGUGAUAAUCCGCCGCUCAAUAAGAAGAAUAAAUAA